Molecule: messenger RNA, 3482 nt
Organism: Pectinophora gossypiella (pink bollworm)
Lineage: Eukaryota; Metazoa; Arthropoda; Insecta; Lepidoptera; Gelechiidae
Gene: MAPk-Ak2
Product: MAP kinase-activated protein kinase 2
Exons: 8
Coding region: 188-1231 (347 amino acids)
Biological process (GO): peptidyl-serine phosphorylation; intracellular signal transduction; protein autophosphorylation
Cellular component (GO): cytoplasm; nucleus
Molecular function (GO): calmodulin binding; mitogen-activated protein kinase binding; calcium/calmodulin-dependent protein kinase activity
Source: RefSeq, a predicted model, not a curated record
CUAUGGGAAAGACAGAAAGGUUUGUCAUCGGAACGAAAUUAGAUAAAAAUUGCAAGAAUUCCGUGAAGGAUACGCGUGUGUAAAUAUUAUCGAAAUAAUAUAAUAGCUUGGACUUUAUUUCUGUGAAUAGUGACUUGUGAGUGGUUUAUUCUGAGUUGUAUGGUGCAAGUUUGAGUGAUAAACAAAUAUGAGUAAUUCGGAAAGAAACCCAAAAACUUCGCCUAUUACGGAGGAUUAUGAAAUAUCUAACACCGUCCUGGGACUCGGGAUAAACGGGAAAGUAGUAGAAUGCAAAGAGAAGCGCACGGGCACCCGGCGAGCACUAAAAGUGCUACACGACAGUCCGAAGGCACGACGCGAGGUGGAGCUGCACUGGAGGGCCAGCGGCUGCAUACAUAUUGUUGAGAUAAUAGACGUUUACGACAAUACAUACGGCGGCAAGCGAUGCCUGCUGGUGGUGAUGGAGUGUAUGGAUGGUGGUGAGCUGUUCCAGAGGAUACAAGACAACAGAGAUGGAGCCUUCACCGAGCGACAGGCCGCUGAGAUAAUGCACUCGAUAUGCGUAGCAGUGAAACACCUCCACGACUACAACAUUGCGCACCGGGACAUCAAACCUGAGAACUUGUUGUACACAAGCACACAGCCCAACGCUGUGCUCAAACUGACUGACUUCGGGUUCGCCAAGGAGACCCUGAACGUAGCUGACACACUGCAGACUCCCUGUUACACGCCCUACUACGUGGCGCCCGAGGUGUUAGGUCCGGAGAAGUAUGAUAAAUCCUGCGACAUCUGGUCGUUAGGUGUGGUGAUGUACAUUCUGCUGUGUGGGUUCCCGCCCUUCUAUUCCAACCACGGGCUCGCCAUAUCGCCGGGAAUGAAGAAGCGCAUACGACUCGGCCAAUACGACUUCCCGGAGCCAGAGUGGUCCAACGUGUCCGCUGAAGCCAAGAACCUUAUCCGCGGCAUGCUCUCCGUAGACCCGGCGAAACGGCUCACAAUACACCAGGUGAUGUCCAGCCCGUGGGUCCGGCAGUACACGCAGGUCCCGCAGACGCCCCUGUACACGCACACGGUGCUGCGCGAGUCUGGUGACGCGUGGGUGGAUGUCCAGGAGGAGAUGACGCGCUCACUCGCGACCAUGCGGGUUGACUAUGACCAGGUCCAGAUCAAAGCUCUCGAGCAGAGCAAUAACUCGCUCCUCAACAAACGACGGAACAAAGUGGGCGCCUGAAGUUGACACCACUAACUUAGGAUACCAUGCAUUCAUUAGCCUAUACACGUCCCUUCUGGGCACAGGCCUCCCCUCAAUCAACCGGAGGGGGUAUGGAAGUUUAACUUAGGAUAAGAUCUACUUAUUUCUUACUUACUUAAAAAUAUAAUGGUGCCGAUUCGGAUACACUUACGUCUUGCCCCGCGUUAUAGAAUAAAGAACUUCCCCCCGCACCAAUUCGUAUCGGGCGCCGACUUCACCCCCUCUGGGUCUUACUUUAGUUUUGAAUCGCCGUAAGCGGGUAAGGAGUCACCGCGCGGACUAUGUCUCGCUAAUGGUGCUAAUUCCUAUACACACCAUCUAAUUUUAUUUUAAGUUAUACCUGUCUUUUUCUUAUCCGCCGAAAAGGAAAGGGACGGGUGAUCGACAAGUGUAAAUUUAUGGAACAUACAUAACAAAUACUUUAUUGCACAAACAGGAAAAAACAAAAUACAAAACAAAAGAGAAAUAGAAUUGACAUGCGUCAAUUUUAAACACAAAACUGAAACAACCCUGUAAAAAUGUACAUUGCCCAAUAACCCGACAGAAUUAAGUUGACAGCACACGUCAAACGAUCUGCAUACCAGCGAGACUGUUCAUUUAUUUACUCAUUCGUAAAAUGAACAGCUGUCAAUCAUCCGUCCCUUUCCUUUUCGGCGGAUAAGAAAAUGACGGGUAUAACUUAAAGUAAAAUUAGGAGGUGUCUGCAGGAAUAGGAGCCAAUAUUUAUGUAUAUAACAAUUAAUAUUUAACUAUACUUUGGUGUAGGGAUGUCUUAAGAUAAAUACAGGGUGUUAGUGACAUCGUAACGAAAACUUUGAGGGAUGAUUCAGACCAUGUUUCCGAGUUGAUAUCAAGUGGAAUUUUCCGUCGCAAAAUAAUUAUCAUAAUUUUUUUUUAGUUUUUUGCCCUUCAGUAUUCGUUACGAUGUCACUAACACCCUGUAUAGUCAAAAUAUACAAUUGCAUUUCAAUUAAGUAUCAUAAUAUGUUAAUUAUUGACAAUAUAUUACGAGGGAAAACAAGCUUGCUAGUACUAUCGCUCAAUAAAAAACAAUAAUGUAGUUAUCAAAUCAUAACCACCAAAUGUUGAUGAGGUAGGUCGUUAACCUCACAAUCCAAAUGAGUUAACAAUCAAUCGAAUCUGAAACCACGAAGACAAUAAAAAAAGUAUUACCGUAAUUAUUAAUAAACUUACUUUAAUAUUAUUGUUAAAAACUAUUAUUAGAGCUUAAAAAAAUUUGCCACUCGUUUUCCAAAUUGACCAGAUAGCGAAUCGAACCCGGACCGCCUAGAUCGGCGGUCAAAGGCGGUUAAAAAGGCCACAUCCGAAGCAAUUCAUCUAAAAAAGCAAUAUUGCUAUUUGACAUUUGUGUGCACUGCGCACUUACUUUUAUAUGCGCAAAUGUUAAAUUGCAAUAUUGCUUUUUUAGAUAAAUUGCUUCGGAUGUGGUCUUUUUAAGCCCCGAGGUGUCUAAACAUUGCACCAUAGAAUUUGUUAAAUUAAUUACACAUAAGUACAAAAAGUACGUCUAAAUAUGCUAUUUUCAUAACAUUUAUAUUAUAUAACUUUAGUUCCUUCAUAGGUCAGUAUAACAUAACAUAAGCUCGACUAUAUCCCAAUGGGGGUAGUCAGGGGUACAUCCAAGAUGGACUAAGUAGGUACCCACACGUCACCGAGCUUUCUGUUAAUUCAAAUUCAAAAAUAUCUUUAUUCAGUAGGUAACAUAUUUACACUUUGAAUCGUCAAUAUUUACAUAACGAACGUCUCAUCCGCCUAAAACUACUGCAGCUUCUCACGACCUGUAUAGCCGGGGAAAAGAAGCUGCAAGAAAAACCUCGGCACAGGGCCCUAGACGUUCUUUAAAAAAAUAUAUAUAUAUUUUUAUACAAUUGAGUAAUUUAGCUGCCUAAUAUCAGUUCUCAGACAGUUAAUCCCAUGCAUUCAUAUCUUCUAGUUAGACAAACGUGAUAGGUGGUUAGCCGUAUCGCCGUCUAUAACGCAAGAACUAUACAGAAUGUUAGUGACACCGUAACGAACACUGAGGGGGAUGUUUCAGCUCAUUAUUCUGACUUCUUCUAUCGUGUGAGUUGUGAAGUGGAUUACCAACCCCAUCAACCCUGGUGUUCGGGUUAGUAUUGAGCCGCCAAAGGCCCCCGACAUGGCUCAUGUAACGAGUACUUACACCAGUAAGUAGUAACCGGGACCAACGGCUUAUCAAGCAGAAUUUUCC